AUGAUGAGCUACAACAUCGUUAAAGAAUUGAAGAUCAACAAAUCAAAUAAGGAAGAAAACGACGAAAAUAUAACUCUAAAUGCAGCCGAGAUACUAAAGUCAGCUCUUAAAUUGUCUAAUAGGAAGAAUGACCAUUUCGAUGAUAUAAAUGGUCUUGAUAACCAAGAAACGGUAAAAUUGUUACCAGUUAAGUUUCGCGAAAUAUUUGAUAAUAUGCCAGCAAAGCAGGCCAAUAUAUCAGAUGUUUCGGACAUCGAUGAGAAGGAAAUACAAACAACGAUUUAUACUAAAUACAAUUUUUGGGACUUUCAAGGAAACUCAUUAUACUUUCUAAUAAACCAAGUUGUUGAAUGUGAUUAUCGACAAAUACGCACAAAUUUUGUCCAAAAAUAUUUUCCUGUUUUGCCAUAUUAUGCAUCAGCUUCUGUCAUUAUUGCCUAUUUAACUCCUCGCUUUGCUUCUUCAAGGAUUUGUGCACGUGAAGUGACUCUUGCCGAUGUCCUAAGGAAACCCAUUUUACCAGUAAUGCUUGAACCAACUCCUUGGCCACUUCCAGGACCAAUGGCUGUAGUAAUGAGCUCUCUUGUUUUCGUCGAUUUGUGCGGUGUUGGUGGUCAUGGAGGGAUUGGUAAAAGUGGUGAUUCUGAGACUCGAUUUCGUGAUAUCCUUAACACUAUUUCUCGAUGUAUUGCUGGUAAUCCUGAUGCAGCGAUUCCUUCUCGUAAUCAAACUUUACAACAUCUAUUCUACCCAAGAUCAGGCGACCCAAGGCUCAGUUUAACUACAAUUACACCCGAUUUGAGGUCAGAUAGCCCACCUUUGCCACAAGAAAGACCCACAACUUCGGGUGAAGCAGAAGAGAUUGCAGAUUAUUAUGCCAUGGAAAGAACGGUCGAACAAGCUUCUGGCGAUGAAAUGUCGGUCGUUUCUCGACUCACAAACAAUCCAAACAAUAACAACAAUAGGAUAUCAAACUGUUCAAUUUGUAAUAUCGUUUAAAUAAUGUUUAUUCAAUUUUGUAAACAAAA
This is a messenger RNA of Tetranychus urticae (two-spotted spider mite), 1028 nucleotides long. Lineage: Eukaryota; Metazoa; Arthropoda; Arachnida; Trombidiformes; Tetranychidae. The record is from RefSeq and is a predicted model, not a curated record.